Chrysemys picta bellii (western painted turtle) is the source of this 1076-nucleotide messenger RNA. It is a transcript of the gene MMP7, whose product is annotated as matrix metallopeptidase 7. Gene Ontology annotation, biological process: collagen catabolic process; proteolysis; extracellular matrix organization. The record is from RefSeq and is a predicted model, not a curated record. NCBI's taxonomy places the organism in Eukaryota, Metazoa, Chordata, Testudines, Emydidae. Gene Ontology annotation, cellular component: extracellular matrix. Gene Ontology annotation, molecular function: metalloendopeptidase activity; zinc ion binding.
CUAUUACCACACACAGCAGUAAGGGCCUAUAUAAGCAUUAUAGCUGUGAUCAUUAGACACAGAAGACCUCAGAUUUUCUCUUUUUAGCAGAGAUCAUCUGAUAACACUAUGAGAUACAUCCUACUCUGCGCUGCACUGUUCCUGCCUGAAAGUCUUGCUGUCCCAGUUCAGUUUAAGCCAAAGCCACAGAGCUCCGGAGACCUGAAGCGUAUACAGAAUUACCUUGACAGGUUCUUUCCAUCCAUUAAUAAAGCAGAUGACCGUACCUUAGAAGAGAAAAUUAAAGAGAUGCAGAAAUUUUUCCACCUGACUGUAACAGGAAAUUUUAAUUCAGAAACAGAGGAAAUGAUGGAUCAGCCAAGGUGUGGCAUCCCCGAUGUAUUAGAUUACAGAACAUUUCCAGGAAAUCCAAGAUGGAGGAAGAAUUUGUUGACUUAUAGGAUCCUUAACUAUACACCUGAUCUGCCUCGUUUUAUGGUGGAGGAAGCAAUCGAAAAGGCUUUUAAGGUGUGGAGUGACGUGACUCCACUGAAGUUUCAAAAAGUUGCCAGGAGAGAAGCAGAUAUCCUGAUUCGUUUUGCGCAUGGUGAACAUGGCGACUCAGCCCCCUUUGAUGGAAGAGGGGGAAUACUGGCCCAUGCCUUUGCACCUGGCUCAGGGUUAGGAGGAGAUGCUCACUUUGAUGAGGGUGAGAAGUGGUCAGAAGAUCAUAUAGGAACAAAUUUGUUUCUUGUUGCUGCACAUGAAUUUGGUCAUUCUCUGGGACUUGGUCAUUCAAAUGUUGAAGGUGCUCUGAUGUACCCUAUCUAUCGCUACUGGGACCCAGACACCUUCAGCCUUCCAGCUGAUGACAGACAAGGAAUUCAGAAAUUAUACGGCCGCAAAAGUGAAAACUUCUAAAGAACCAUGGUGUGUUUAAAAAGAAUGAAGAAUUCACACCAUAAAUGUUUCCUUUUAUUUCUUCAGUGAAUUAAAAUUGCAAAUGUUUGAAGAGCAAUUUCUACUCCUAUACUGAGAUUUGAAAACCUCUUUAAAUUUAUUCAGUAGUUUCUGUGAAAAUAAAAAUUCUCCCAGCA